GAGAGAAGCACGAUGGCUCAGUUCAGAUGGAUUAUAAUGUCUUCAUUUCUGAUGCUGCUGUUUCAGUUCAGAGAAACAGCUGGGAAAUAUUCCAAAUUUACUGUCAGAGCUGGAGAUGGAAUCACUUUGUCUUGUGGACAUGUAAUAGAUGAUCAGGAGAAGUGUGGCAGUAUUAGCUGGGCCUUCAGUGGCAUAAGAACCAUAAUGACACUGUUUGAACAUGGGAAAAUAAAUAAAGAAGCCGAAGCUAAAUCAGACAGACUGAGUGUUAGAGAGAACUGUUCUCUGGUUAUAAAGAAUGUCACAGAUGAGGAUGUUGGUCGUUACACCUGCAGACAGUUCAGAUCAGGAGAGAAACAACAGGGUGGAGACACUGUUGAUCUGUCUGUUGUUACCACGACUGAAGAGAAGAACGAUGAUAUAGUGACCUUAAACUGCUCUGUGUUGGGAUAUAAUUCAGGGUGUAGACACUCAGUGAAGUGGCUGUAUGAGGGUGAUAAGAAUGACGUGAAGACAACACAGCAUUCCUGUUCAGCCACUGCGACAUUUACAACAUCUCACCUUAAUCAGAAGUCAGAGUAUUACGAGUUAUUGAAGUGUGAAGUGACAGAGGAUUCCUCAGGAGAGAAACCAGGCUGGAGGUGGAAGUGGGGGCUGCUGAUCGUUGUGGCUGUUGCAGCUCUCUUAAUAAUCACUGUGGCUGUCCUCAGAUGGAGGAGCGCUAAAGGGAAAAAACAAAUUACAAAUAAGGACAUGGCUGAUCCUGAAGGUGGUGUUUCCUACGCCUCCAUCAGCUACACCAAGAAGACCAACAGGAGAGCCCAGACCCAUGUUGAUGAUGAUGAUGAUGAUGCAGUGACAUAUAGUGUUAUGAAAGCCUCCUCCUCUUCUGCUGCAGCCUGUGCUGAUCCCAGCGACCUCUACGCUACCGUCAACAAACCAAAACAAUAAGAUGUUGUGUUUUAUAACAAUGACUGUUUGGAUCAUAGAUUUAGAAAUGUCAAGGUCAAAGCAAGCAGAGUUAUUAUAAGAUUGAUCCUAAAAGUUGGUCACAUUGUUUCUUUUCUUGUCUUAAUUGCAGCAAAGUGAGAAUCCAGCACCAGCUCUAUAACACAUGUAGCCAGUGAGAGAGUAGAGACUCCCUCUAGAGGCAGACAUAUAUUCUGUAUUCUUAGUACUCUGACCCAGCAUGGGCAGAAUGAAGGUUUGGUAUAAUUAAAUAUUGUCUGUAUUGUUAUACCAAUAAAGUGAAUAUUGCUUUUGUUCAGUUAAUCUUAUUGUUUUAUGCUUUGCUUUAUUCAAUACAUGAUUAGUCCCACAAUAUU
This is a messenger RNA of Perca fluviatilis (European perch), 1325 nucleotides long. RefSeq lists its product as uncharacterized. Gene Ontology annotation, molecular function: protein tyrosine kinase binding; MHC class II protein binding. NCBI's taxonomy places the organism in Eukaryota, Metazoa, Chordata, Actinopteri, Perciformes, Percidae. The coding region runs from base 13 to 951 and encodes 312 amino acids. Gene Ontology annotation, cellular component: membrane raft; external side of plasma membrane. The record is from RefSeq and is a predicted model, not a curated record. Gene Ontology annotation, biological process: T cell activation; positive regulation of ERK1 and ERK2 cascade; interleukin-15-mediated signaling pathway. The transcript has 7 exons.